GGGGUCUUUCAUCCUAUCGUUUCUUAUAACAGGAAGUUUGAAGCCGGAGGCGAUUGGUCAAGAUGCCAGAGGAAAUGGCGGACGGUGGGAGGAGGCUUGUGACCCUCGACGACCUCAUAGAUGCUUUGGACAAGCGCGAGAGGGCGCCGAGCAAUGUCCCAAAGGUCGAGACGUUUCAUUUCAAUGGAGAUCGGGUAUCUGACUGGUUGGAUCUGAUAGAGCAGGCGCUGGGGGGACUGUUAGAUGAGGUCAAGCUCCAGCGGGUUCUGAGGAAGUACAGGCUGGGGGAUGGCCUGUUGACCAUGGCCGACUUGGAGGCCAUGAACAAGGAAGACUUUUCUACCAUUGGGGCGUUCGUGCACGAGUUCAAGAAAAAGGCGAGGAAAGUGCACGGGAUUUCUGAGGAGGCGCAGUGCGCCACAUUUUUGGGGCUGCUUACGGGCUCGGAGGCCACAAAGCUGACAAAGUAUGGGGAAGGGAGCGAGAGGCUCACCUGGGCAACCAUUGACAAGGGAGUGGGAGAAGGGAGCCUGGACCAGGUGGAGCAGCACCAAAUGAGGCUGCAAAGGCGCAAGAGGAAGGAGAGGGAUGCUACCGCAUCCGGGACCCCAGGGGUGAAGAGAAUUGUCACGAACGUGUUGGCGGCACUGGGGUAUGAUAACGAAGCGGAGAUACAGAAAAAAGGGGUGCUAGUGGCCCAAGGCCGGGCGUCAGGGGUAGUGGAUGAGGAGGUUGGGCAAGAAGACUACGGCGGAGGGGAGACAGAUUCCCAAGUCCUGACUAAGGCCCUGAGGAAGCAGCGCAAUCUGCUGCAGGGAGGGCAGGGGUCAGGGAAGGGGCAGGCUCCCCAAGCCAUUGCUGCGCCACCGCCUGUCGCCGCGGCCGCGCCGACACCAGCAGGAUCGUCGCACAUGGGGCCGCCACCAGCUUGCGGACACUGGGAUUUGCAACGAUUGAAUGCAGUGACGAUGCGGGACGCGGGAGGAUUGCCGAACACGGACGCCCUGUCAAAGUCAUGCGCAGGGAGGCCUAUAAUCUCACUUAUAGACCUUUAUUCUGGGUAUGACCAGUUUCCUGUGUACCCGUCGGAUAGGCCGGUGACGGCGAUGCAUAUGCCAAGGGGGCUGAUCCACAUGAACGUGGCCCCUCAGGGGUGGACUAAUGCGGUGGUGAUGGUGCAAAGGCACAUGAUUAGGGCCAUGCAGACGGUUAGUCCACAUAUUACCGAGCCCUACAUUGACGAUUUGGCGGUCAAGGGUUCAAAGGAGAAGGAGGAAGACGAAGUGAUGCUAGGAGUGAGGCGGUUCGUCUGGAAGCACAUCCAGGAUAUCGAUCAGGUUCUGGGUCUGCUGGAAGAACACAACCUGACGGCGAGCGGCCCCAAGUCGAAGCAUUGUAUGAGGGAGGCCACGAUUCUGGGUUUUGUCUGCAACGAGAAGGGGCGGAGGCCAGAUGUGAAGAAAACGGACAAGAUCCUAGAGUGGCCAGUCCCCUUUCAGUCAAUAACGAACGUGAGGAGCUUCCUUGGGACCUGUGGGUUUUGGAGGAGUUUUGUGAAGGACUUCGCCACCAAGACGGAGCAUCUAAGGAAGCUGGUGCGUCAGGAUCAGGAAUGGGUCUGGGGCGAAGACCAGGAAAAGGUUGUGGAAAGGAUGAAGGGAGAGUUCAAGGAAGGAGGCUUAGUGCUGGGAGCGCCAAAUUAUGAGGCUACGGAGGAAAAACCAUUCAUUGUCGAGACAGACGCUGGACCAACUGCCUUAGGAGGGGUCCUGAUCCAGGCAGAUGCGGAUGGGAAGGAGAGGCCGCUAAGAUUUGAAAGUCGUACCCUUAAUACGACUGAGAGGAACUACUCCCAGUUUAAAAAGGAGACGCUGGCGAGGUUGAGAGCUUUCCCUAGAGGGCGCCAUGGCACGCCCAUUCGAUUGGAGGAGGGGAACACGGAGGAGUUCAUUCCCGCAUAUGAGCACUACAUGUUGAGUCAGGGGAUUGCGCGAGAGGAGUGGGUGCAGGCCCUACUUAUCUGGACGAGGGGGGCAGAGAGGCCAGUGGCCAAACUGAUUCGGGAGAGGGCCCGAGACUGGGAGGACUGUCAGGCCCAACUCAGGAGGGCGUUCGGAUGGCCAGAGCGCGAGAGGCACGAGCCCAGGGUUGAGAGGCGACGGCGAAGCAAGAGGCCAAGGGAGCCGGCACCGAGAGAGGUGGGGCUGCCCAGAGAGAGGAGGAGGGCCCCAGCACAGCGGGAGGAUGAGCCCACAAGGCCCGCAUUGGCAGAGGAGUCGUUCCCUGCUUGUGGCCUCCGGGCGGUUGAGUUUCGGCGGAUUACGAGCGAGGAGUUGAGACCGCCCUCACCGUUACCAUCAGCGCAGGAACUAGAUAUACCAAGAGAGACGCCAUUUCGGAGCUUAGCGACUCAUCUUGAUGUAUCUCGAUGGGAGGCCUCACGAUUGGGGGAGGGCUCAGUUGAGCCGACGUGCUAUGUGUCGUUGGAGGAGCCUUUGGACCCCGAGACGGAGACGGACAUGCGAGACCGAGAGGAGCCGCAGGAUCCGAAGAUGGCAGCCGAGCAGCCGGAUCCGGUACGGCCUCAGGGCAGGGAGGUGAUCACGGUCGGGGACGAUACCCCGCCACGCUCCCCAGUUCCAGAGCCAGCACAACACUCAUGGCCAGAGGGAAUUCCUGAGCCAGGCAGCGAGGAGAUUCCGGAGUCUCCCCCUGAGGCCACCGCUAUGCCUGAGCAGGAGGCAGAGGCGGAGGAUCAGGGAGUGGGUGAGAGAGCGAGGGUGGAGACGCCCCUUGACUUGCCAUCGGCCAUGCACGUGACCAGGAGCCCAGUUAUCGGGGGGCCUGUUCCAGCGGAGCUACCGCCAGCAGUGCCAUGCACGAGUGAGGGGAUGGGGGCUGAGGCGUCGACUCCGGAGGGCCAGGGGCCGCGAGUGAGAAGAACCCCAAGAGAGACCCGCGAAGAGAAGUCCGCCCGAGUGAGGGUCCGUCUGGAUGAAAUACACGCAAGGCAGGCUGAGAUGGAGGCAGCAGGAAUAGAACCGACACCGCCGGUCGAGCCCAAGACGAGUGAGCGGAGGAUCGACGAGUUGUGGGCUAGGUAUGAGAGCCAGAGGGAUGCAGCCCGCCAGAGGUCACGAGAUACAGGACAGGCGGACGAGGAGGCGGGUGAGCUGAGGGAGAUGGGGGACUUGGGAUUCUCUGCGACUAGGAUGGCGAUUGAGCGAGUGGACAGGAAGAUAUGCGAGACGGCAGUUACAUCCUUCCAGUGGUAUAACCUACUCAGCGGUGAGCUCAGGGUCAAAGAGUUGGAGGUGGGGCACCUGACUAUGAGGGCGCGAAACCGCGGUGGGUAUGCCCACGAAAUAAGCCGGCGCUCGGACCCAGAUGAGGGAGCUUGGUGGGCAAGGCCGUGCAUCCCGAACAGCCUGGGGGCCGCUGCCUCCGCGGCACGGGCUGUGUCUGUCGGGACACCGUUAGAAGUCGGGACGUCACAGAAGGGGUGGGCAUGGCCCAUAUGUGUGGAUGGCAUGCGCGAACCGAAGGUAGCAAGGGCGGACCCGAGCGUUGCUGCCAUCGUAGUUCGCAGCGCGCAAUGGGCCCGCAUGCCUGAAUCCUGUAAAGAAGGGAGACUCACCGGACCCUCCGAGGAUCUGCGCGACGUGCCAAUGAGGCGAGGGUGAAAAUUGGGGAAGAUCUAGGAAACGAUAUAAAGAAGAUUCGCCUGAUUCCGGUGCAAAGGCUCG
Chara braunii is the source of this 3746-nucleotide messenger RNA. NCBI's taxonomy places the organism in Eukaryota, Viridiplantae, Streptophyta, Charophyceae, Charales, Characeae. The record is from the annotation of a GenBank genome assembly.